CCUCCUCCUCACACCCAGCCCCCUGCGAUGCCCGCCGCUCCACGGCGUGUUUUCUCCGGGUAAUGAUCCGAAGGCAAACCGACAUAUUGUGCAGCAGCAGCAGCAGCGGCGGCGGAGGCGGAGGCGGCGGCGCAGAGAGAAGUCGCUGGUCUGAACUAUGAUCGGGGCCGAACGAGAGGAGGGAAACCCGAGUCGACACGAUCCAUCCGGACCCGAGGGGGGAAGAUGAGGAGCACCAUGGCUUCCACCAAAACUGCGUUAUUCCUGCUGCUCGCGCUGUGUGUGCUUCGCUGCGCCGUGUGCCGCGACGUCACCCUCCCCGACGGACCCCUCUACCGAGUGGCGGGCUUCCCCCUCUCCCUGCCCUGCUCCGUGUCGGGCUACGAAGGCCCCCGCACGCAGGAGUUCGAGUGGUUCCUGUACAGGGACGACGCCGGCGGGAGGCAGAUGGGGGUGGUGUCCACCCGGGACAAGGGCUUCCCGUACGCCCCCUACCAGACCCGCGUGAGGAACGGCGAGGUGCGGGUGGAGCGGGACUCCGGGGACAAGGUCCGACUGGUGAUCCAGAGGCUGCGUGCCGAAGACCAGGGGAAAUACGAGUGCUACACCCCCAGCACGGACGCCACCUACCAGGGAAACUACAGCGCCUCCGUCACCGUCAAAGUGAUCCCUGACACACUCCAGAUCAGCUUCACCCGCUCGCUCACCGGCCAGCCCGUGCCCGAGGGGGCAGAGUUGACCCUGACCUGCUCAGCCGGCAUCCAAUCGGAGCAGCUCACGCACCUGUCCAUCACUUUUGGGAAGCGCGGCGGUGGCGGCGGGGAAGCGGCGGGGGCCGGGGCGGGAGGCGAGGUCAGCACCGUCAGGGAGAUCGUCUCCAUCGACAAGCUCCUGGGGGUCGUGCCCGGGCGCUUCUACAAGGACCGCUACGACGACGGGGAGAUCACGCUGGAGAAGAGGAACGGCGAGGGCGGGCUGGGCGUGUACGUGCUGAAGAUGAGAGCGGUGCAGCCGGACGACUCCGGCUCGUAUUUCUGCGAGGCGUCGCAGUGGAUUCGGGACAUCGAUCGAUCGUGGCAGAAGAUUGCACAGAGGACGCUGGAUAUCGGCAACUUGACCGUUCAGCAUCUAGCCGAGUCCCUGAGCGUAACGUCCUCGCCUAAAGGGGAGGUGACGCUGCAGGUGGGCUCGCCGCUCAUCCUGACCUGCGAGGUGUUGGGACUCCCCGCCGAGGUGAACUCUGGCCUGCUGGUUCAGUGGAUGAAGAGGGGCUCUGUCAGCAGCGAUGCGGUGGGGCCCGGAGGAGUGGAGGUGGAGGUGGCCCGCAUGAGCACGGAGGGCAUCGUGAGCUGGGGGGACGACCUCAGCAGAGCCAGCCUGGGCUCCAUGGAGAAAGUGGCGCCGCGGAAAUACUCGCUGAAGCUCUUCUCGGCGCAGCCCUCUGACUCGGGCGUGUAUCGCUGCGUGGUCAGCGUGUACGCCGGCAGGAGUAAUCCCAGCCCGGCCAUGUCGGCAACGCUCACCCAGAGGUCAGAGGGCGUCACGGUCAACCUGAAGACCAAAGACGUGCUGGUCGCCGCUGUGGCGCGCCUCCCCCGCGGCCCCCUGCUGAAGAGAGGCAGCACCAUCACCCUCAUCUGCAACGCCACCGUGACCACCACAGGUCCCGCCCAGGCGCAGGUGCAGUGGUGGCGGUGGCCGAUCCCCGACCUGGUGACCAAGAAACAGCCCGGCGCCCCUCCGGCGAACCCUCCCGUCGUGCAGAGCCCCACUCUGGUGGCCGUCCUCAUGCACAACGGCGUCGCGAACAUCUACGUCAACGGCAGCGAGAUAAGCGUGGACCGCCUUUCGGCCGUCAGCUACAGACUGAGGGUCCACUCGGCGACGAUAGAGGACCAGGGCAUGUACGCAUGCCACGCCGAGGCCUGGGGCCAGGACCCGCACGGGGGCUGGUACAACACGGGAGUCAGAGCGGAGUCGAACGCUGUCAAUGUUUACCUGUAUGCCAGAGCUGCUGACCUCCUCCUCAUCCCUUUGGUGGUUGGAGUCUCGUCUGCCUUGCUCGUGGGCAUUGUCAUAAUCGCGACGGUUACGUGCUGCUUCAUGAAACGCCUGGCGAGGCAGCGCACCCCGAAAUGAGGCGCCGGCUGUCUUGAAAUCUGCCCGUCCGGGUGAGGCGGGUCGCAGAGCGGACGCACACAUCAGAAGAAACAUUCGACCCCCGACAGCACUGGCAACUCCGACACAUCCCGACACUGACAGAGGACUUUGUCGCCGUGUUUGAUGAUUUUCUGUUUUCUGACCUACUUGUUUAACAAUCAAUGCCAAAAAAAAAAAGGUAUGUUUUUUUUUUUUUUUUUAUUCUCUUGUAUUUUUAUAUCCAAACUGUCUGUGAAAACACCACGUUUUAGAGAUCGCUGCUCCGGGCAUCAUUAGACAUAAUCUCAUGGAUAUCGGAAAACCUCCCAACAAACCAAUCCUUUCCAAUUUUCCAGCCGUCAAAAAACAAUAUAUUAAAACCUUUUAAAAUCAAUAUUUAGAGAUCCUUUUGGUUUGAGCUCUCAGGCGAGAUAUCUCACUAUAAAAACCUGGUUUCUGUCGACUCAUCAACCCUCAGAAGUUCUGGUUUGUUGCAGAAUGCUGCCCAACUCAUCAUUUAAGACACUGGAUAUGUAGGUCACCCCAGACAAACAAAAACCAUUCUGUAUUUCCACAAGCGGUUGAUGCGGCUCCAGAUGUUCCUUCCUCAACGCUGCAUGUUUUUCUUUUAAUACAAGAACCAGCAAUGUCUAUGUGUGUGUGUGUGUGUGUUUGUGUGUGUGUGAGAACGGGUGAGACACUGCCACUGACAGUCACAUGAAUGCUGAGGGGAGCAGUUUAGCCUCCAGAAAACUUAAUAUGGGUGCAGGGAGGGGGGGUGUUCCAUCGUCUGCAGCCCAUGUAAACAGAACCGUCGUCUGUUACUUAAUAAGGAAGCCGCCGGCGGAGGACAGCAGACCAACAGAGUACCAGUCCUCCCGCCCGUGAUGCUUCACGCUGCAAAGUUCUCAAACGAACUUCUAGAUUUGUAUAGAUUUGAGGACGAGGAAUGGGAGAGGUACUCGUAAAUGCACUGAGCCGACGUAUGUAAAUACUCUAUGAAGUGUAACUGUUUUAUUUUCUUAAAGUGUGUACGACUGUGCUGUAGCGCCACGUUUAGCAGGCACCUGUGUUUAGCAUUCAGCUGCAGUCCGCUCGGUUCUUCUGAAGCACUCGGACAAAAAAAUGGGACUGGGACCAAAGCCAAUUUGGAUAACUUCUUUUUGCUUGAUUUUCUCUCAGCAGAAAAAAUGAAUUUCUUUGAUUUUUGUGUUGCUUUUUUUGAUAGAUUUGAUGCUUCCUGAGCUCUUAUGAAAUGAGUGAGAAAAUAUGAGGAAAGCAUUCUGUCUUUGUUUCUAGCUGAAGAACUGUCACGUUCUUAAUUCUGGAGGGGAGAUUCUCCCUGAGGAGUUCAGUCACAUGACUCGGUAGUUUGGUGAAGUCUCACCAUUGUCAUAUUGUUGUCAUGCGCUGCGGGCCACACAUUCCCGCUGCCAAGGCUGACUCUGACCGGAGCUCCUGCUGCUCGCCCACAGAAGUCUGUUGGACAGAUUUACUGUGUCUGCGCACUUAAAAUGGGUGAAAUCCAUCCUCCUCUUCCUGUUUGAAAGUAACACUUAAGGGAAGUUUUUCCUGCACUGUGUGAUCGCUGAAGGCUAGAUACACACUGAUGGAUCACGAUCUGGCUCUCAGCUCCACCACUGAAAUCUAAUGUCAAGUUUUCUCACUUUUUUUCAGUUUGUCUUCGCGUUGUGGGUGUCAGAGUUCCUUUAAAAUCUCCGUGUCCUCUCUAACCUGUGGUCCCAAAACCGUGAUUAUAACCGUUGGUUCACAUUAGGGAAUAAAACUCGCAGCACUGCUUGCUUCCUGAGCCACUUUGUUCCAGAUCAACUGCUCAAAGCUGAUUUGCUCCCGCCGCACACCCACCUACCGCACGAUCACACACACACACACACACACACACACACACACACACACACAGAUGCACGUGCACAGCGGUGGCUGGUAUUUCGGAUGGAAGUGAGCGAGUAUCUGCGUGUUCAUCUCUAAUCCCUGUUUAUGGCCGCUGUGUACCGCCGCCCUUCCCCCACGCUGUGUUAUCAGUCACUGUGGCUCACAUUCGAUUCGUUUCAAUCUCUUCCCCCCCCCCCCCCCCCCCCCCCGAGAUUUGCAGCCAGCUGUACACAGUGUUGCACAUAGCAUGCAAAGUAUGAAAACUGCUGUCUAAAGUUGUGUUUUUUUGUUGAAGACGUGUUAAACCCUCCGAACGAAGGUUCUGUUCUGUUUGAAUUGUUUACUAAUGCUUUAAUACCACUGUUCCCUAAAUGCAUCUUACUGCCACUGAAAAUAUAUACAUACAGACAGGUUGUCGCUCAGUGUGUUUCUCAUGGUGCUUUGGCGAACACGCCAGUUGAUAAAAACCAAUAAACCAGUCUGGAUUUCUAUUGUCA
Molecule: messenger RNA, 4529 nt
Organism: Salarias fasciatus (jewelled blenny)
Lineage: Eukaryota; Metazoa; Chordata; Actinopteri; Blenniiformes; Blenniidae
Gene: igsf8
Product: immunoglobulin superfamily, member 8
Exons: 8
Coding region: 226-2139 (637 amino acids)
Cellular component (GO): membrane
Source: RefSeq, a predicted model, not a curated record